Molecule: messenger RNA, 1089 nt
Organism: Angiostrongylus costaricensis
Lineage: Eukaryota; Metazoa; Nematoda; Chromadorea; Rhabditida; Metastrongylidae
Source: the annotation of a GenBank genome assembly
AUGGCAGUGACCGAGGAUAACGCUUUAACUAGUCUGCAUCAAUUUAUUGCUGCCACUCAGCCUUUACAAAGAUCUCCUGAUAAAAUACCGUUAAUGGAUGAUAUCAUGGGUGCUAUGCUUCAACAAAUUCCAACAUUCAACUAUCCGACGCCUGUCGAUGCAAAACCGGCUGGCUCGUCGGAUAGUGACACUCCUCGCAACCAGAGUCCGAAUAGUGACGGUCAGACCGAAACCCAACCAGCAUUUAGCGGCAAGGAACCUAGGCCUUACCGUCAGGAACCAUGGCACGAAUGCUUCACUACCUUACACAAAGCAGAAUUCGAUGCGUUGAUUUACUCCUUGUAUGUAAUGAUGAGGGACGAUAAGAAAUUGGAUGGAUAUGAAUAUUACGAGUGCAUUAAUCGCUUACAAAGCAAAUGUCGUUAUCGAGUAAGGGCCAGAAGAAUGAACGAAUUCAUUAUUGUGGAAGAGCGAGGUGCUCACAAUCAUGCAAUGGAGCCAGUUGGAACACCGGGCACUCAUGCUGGAUUGCCAAAAACACUAAGAGAAAUUGUUGAUCGUUCUUUCUAUGAGGAUUGGAACAAUGCUGUCCGACAAGAAAAACUUGAAGAGGAGGUACGUCGUCUUGGUCUACCACAUAAUCCUCGUCUUGGCAGACAAGUGGAUAAUCGCAUUGCAUAUCUAAGAAGGGUGAAAAAUCUGAAUGAAAUGAAACGAAUUCAGGAUCAGGGUGGCCAACUUCCAGAACUAACUCCAGAAAUUCAAGCACAGUUGAUAGCGUUGGUGAUGGGAGGUGCGGGUCUCGUUCAACUGAAUGAACAGACUCCAGACGAACAAGCUGCGCUAUCAGCCAUUAUAUCAGCAUUGUCUACUGGUUCGAAUAUGCCUUUAAUUCCACCGAAUCCAUUUAUCAACAACGAUUUAUCGUCCAUAUCAACGAAUUUACUUUCAUCAUCCGAAGUCUAUUCAACAAACGACAAUUCAAGCAGUAACAGUAAAGUGGAUGAUGUUGAUGAAGUAGUUGGUAUGGAUGAUGAUGAUGAUUGUAGUACUGAAGAUGAUCAGCUGCAGAUCGAUAACGAUUCAUAA